AUGAUCUCUUUGGCUACGUUACUGGUGAAACCGCUUGUCCCCCUCCCAAAACUGGUUCAGAGGGAAAUGUUACAACCAAUCCAGAAUAUACUCAUUGGCAACGACAAGACCACUUUAUUUUCCUUGCCCUUCUUGGUUCCUGCAUGGGACCGACUCAACAAGCAAUAUGCUAAUCGAUCUCGCACUCGUAUAAUGUCCUUGAAGGAACGACUUGCCUCAAUAUCUAAAGGCACCUCUGGUGUUGCUGACUACCUCCGCUCUAUAAGGGUCAUUGCCGAUGAGCUUGCUCUCAUUGGUCAUCCCAUUGAUGACCUUGAUUUGGUGAUCACCGCUCUCAAUGGUCUUGGCCCUACCUUUCGCGAGUUUACUGCCUCAAUUCGUGCACGUGACUCUCCAUUACUAUUUGAUGAACUAUUUGAUAAACUCAUUAAUUUUGAGAUCUUCCUCCAACGUGAGGAACGCCACCAGCAAUCUCUUCCAGCCACUGCCCAUUACACUCAUUGCUAUAAUGCUUCCUCCUUUCGUGGAAAAAGGUCCCAAAACUAUCGCAACUCAUCAUCAGUUCGUAACUCCACUACUUUGCCUUCUGCUGCCUCCUCUAAUUUUUCUAGUAACUCAUCUCAGAGAGGAUCAUCAUCCUCUCGUUCGGUUCCCAAAUGCCAAUAUUGUGAUUGA
Molecule: messenger RNA, 675 nt
Organism: Cajanus cajan (pigeon pea)
Lineage: Eukaryota; Viridiplantae; Streptophyta; Magnoliopsida; Fabales; Fabaceae
Source: RefSeq, a predicted model, not a curated record